Molecule: messenger RNA, 3622 nt
Organism: Sinocyclocheilus grahami
Lineage: Eukaryota; Metazoa; Chordata; Actinopteri; Cypriniformes; Cyprinidae
Product: neuronal PAS domain-containing protein 1-like
Exons: 12
Coding region: 317-2629 (770 amino acids)
Biological process (GO): regulation of transcription by RNA polymerase II
Molecular function (GO): RNA polymerase II transcription regulatory region sequence-specific DNA binding; DNA-binding transcription factor activity, RNA polymerase II-specific; protein dimerization activity
Source: RefSeq, a predicted model, not a curated record
GUCUUGCGGCAGCAGACCGCUGUGUGUUCGCCUGCUCUUUUGUGCCGGCAGCUGGGAUUGUUCUUGGCCCCGUCUGACCUCCUUGUCACCCCCCGUGUGAGUGUGUGUGUUUGUGUGUGGGAGCGCGAGGGGUCCUGGAACGUGGACUGAGUGGAGGGGAGGGUCACCGGUUCGGGUGUCCGGACAGAGGAGGAGAGAAACAUCUGCCUCCAAAACAGCUGGACAUGCACAUCAGCUCUUCUGUUGGGGGUCUCGGACUGACAUAACCUCGGCCAAUCACAGCCUGAGUUAGAGGUGGCGGCCCAUAGGGGGCGUGAUGGCGGCCAUGCCGUUCGUCAGCGAGGGGAAGUGUGUGAGUGUGGAGUGGGACUUCCUACAGGGGCUCCUCGCCAAACCACCCACCUUACCCUGCUUGCAGAACUUGAGGAAGGAGAAGUCGCGCAAUGCAGCUCGUUCUCGGCGGGGUAAGGAGAACUUUGAGUUCUUCGAGCUGGCGAAGAUGCUUCCGCUCCCCGGGGCAAUUACCAGCCAGCUGGACAAGGCCUCCAUCAUCCGCCUCACCAUCAGUUACCUGCACAUGAGACACUUUGCCAGCCAGGGAGACCCACCCUGGAGCCCUCUAUUGGAGGGAGAGAACAACUGCAACAAGGUGCGAAGAACAAGUCAUUCGUUGGUCACUGACAUCUUUGAACAGCACCUGGGAGCUCAUCUACUACAGUCUCUGGAUGGAUUUGUGUUCGUGGUCAGUCAGGAAGGCCGAUUUCUGUAUAUCUCAGAGACUGUGUCCAUCUACCUUGGCCUUUCACAGGUUGAGUUGACUGGAAGUAGCGUAUUCGAUUACAUUCACCCUGCGGAUCAUGUUGAGAUGGCAGAGCGUCUUGGCAUUAGGCCACACCUCCGGGCAGAGGCAGGCUGUCAAACGUCCCACGAGAGUGCUUCAAACUCCGCCUCCACAUCCUCACUGGCCGGCACUCCAGAACCAGUACCAUCUAGUCCCUGUUCUCCAGUCAUUGAGCUAUCGGAACGUGGAUUCUUCAUCAGGAUGAAAUCCACCCUCACCAAGCGUGGCCUCCACAUUAAAUCCUCAGGCUAUAAAGUGAUUCAUGUGACAGGUCGGAUUCGGUGUCGGCCAGCCCUGGUGCCAGGCUCCUCCCACCCCUUGCAUCGACCAAUGGGAUUGGUUGCUCUGGCUCACACACUUCCACCCUCCAUGCUCAAUGAGGUGCGCAUGGAAAGUCACAUGUUUGUCUUCAGAGUCAACAUGGACCUGCAGGUCACCUACUGUGAGAACAGGAUUUCAGAGUAUAUGGACCUGAGCCCAGCUGAGGUGGUUGGACGUACUUGCUACCACUUCAUCCAUGCAGAAGACCUGGACACCAUUAGGCAGAGCCAUGAAGACUUGCUGCGGAAAGGGCAGGUUGUGACGGGGUAUUAUCGCUGGUUGCAAAGGAGAGGAGGGUAUCUGUGGAUUCAGUCCUGUGCCACCGUGUCCAUUAACCACAAAGCGCCCCAUGAGCGUAACGUCAUCUGGGUCAACUAUGUGCUCAGUCGACCAGAGCUGGCAGACAUGCCUCUGGACUUAUUACAACUCCCAGAAAGCCUGAGGGCAGAGAGGCUUCAAGCAAGCUCCUCCCCACGCAAAACCUCUCCAAAGGCACAAGGCUCCACAGGGACACAGCCAUUGAAAGGCAGGACCGAGACAGACCACAAAGGGAAGGAAGCCUUCUCACACACUGCUGGCAGCCAAUCAGAGAACACCAGAAAGAGAUCGCACCAGUCUGAUGCUGAAAGUGGUCCUCCUGAGGUGAGGAGGCGGAUGGAGGUGUUCCGGCAGAGAGAGGACAGCCCAUAUACCUCCUCAGAUCAAGCCAGUGACAGCGAGGUGGAAGAGGACGAUGAGAGGGAGAGUGAGUGGGACCACAACCCCACCAGCAAACGGGUGAAGAGCGAAGAGGGGCAGUUGAAACAAGGCAACGGGGCCAAUGGAGCAAGUAAGAUCCACAACGGUCGUGCAGUGAUCCAGCAUCUUAAGAGUGUGGUGACCAGUUCCGGGUCUAAUAUUAAGACUGAACAAGAAGUAAUGGGAACAAGUGUAGGUGUGGGUUCUGGGAGGCGUUGGAGCCAAGCUCAGCCCAGCAGUGGAGGAACCAAUGGCAGCAGUCCACCUUCCCAACCUCAAAACUCCACCCCGACAGAAGAUCCAUCCAAGGGUCUGUUCAACCCAUCCUCCCCGACCCUGUCUCCGCCCAUUCUGGCCUCAUCCCUACCCAGAGAUGAUCGGUCCAUCCACGGAGGGCGUGCUCCAGACUUCGAACUGCUGCAGAGACUGACUGCUAGUGGGGCUGCAGGACAUGUCCUAUUUCAUCCCCUGGCUCUCGGCCCACAGGGGCCUCAGAGUCUCUAUGCUCCCAGCACUAUUCGCUACGCCCCACCUGAGAUGCCUACAGCUCACACUGAAGGGCACCGCUCAGACCAUGCGGCCAAAACUCCCGCUUUCUUUCCCCACUUGCAAAGGAUCGCCUCUCUGCCUCCCUUCAGUGGUUUUUCUCCAGCUGAACACACUUUUCCUCCAACUCUGCCCUUCUGUAUGAACGGACUGAGGGGAGCAGCAGGGACAGAUGAGGAUUGAAGGACAAAGACAGAUAAAAAUAUAAAGGGGAGGUGGAAGAGGUCAUAAAGGACAGGGUACAACGUUGAGAGAGGAACUGCAGAAGAACUUGGGGUUUUUCAAACAGUCUUCCGAGCAUCCUCUCCAGACUUUUCUCUGUUAAUUUGUUAGUGUGUCUUCCUCUCUCUGGACAAGCAGUCAAAGCCAUAAUGAACAUAUGAAGGACAUCAUGCAACUUACACAAAGGGGCCAUCAUUGAGGCCUAAAUCACUGGAAAUACAGGUCUGUCAUGUGGAAGGAGAGCCGAGGACAUUGUCCUGGGGUUUCAUACAAAGGUCCUCUUUGACCCCUAGGGAGAUGGGCCCACCUAUAAAUUUUUUCCAAGUCCCCAUACAUUUAAGAAAACACACAGGAAUAUGCAAGUAUGGACAAAAGAAGAAUGGUGGCAACUGCCAAAUAAGACAUUCCUAAGGAAACAAUACAUAAGAAAGCACAGUCCACAAGUCCCUGACUGACAGAGGGGUCGUAAUGAAAAUAAAGAUUAGAACUUUUGAACAGUGUAGAAUUUUCAUUUUUGUAUUAAAAAUGCAUCUAAAACGAAUCACUUGAAAAAUGAUUAAUUCAAGGUCAUAGCCAUAUAUAGAUAACGCUGAGUUAAGAGACUCCAUACAUGCAAAUGCUCCAAAUGUUUUUUUUGUUUUUUUUUCACAAGACAUGAGCAAAUAUCAUGGACUAAUCUUCCUAUACGAAAUUUUGGGGUUUUGGGGGGUGGUGGUGGUUAAGUGUGUCUAUUUGUCAAGUAUCAUGUCCAAGCACUUACAGUAUAUUGUUGCAUACAUGUAGCACUUCAUCCAUGGCCAGACAUUCUAGUUCUCCUACUGUAAAAACCACAAGAAUUAAGUUUACAAUAGUUGUGCCAGAAAUGUGCCGAUGAUUCCAGAAACUAACAUGUGGAGAAUGUUGUCUGUUAUAUAAAGGUGUAAUGUUUUAUUUUAAAAUAAAUUGUCCACUGGA